This is a messenger RNA of Enhydra lutris kenyoni (northern sea otter), 5227 nucleotides long. Its product is annotated as leucine rich repeat containing 7. Gene Ontology annotation, molecular function: protein binding. Bases 15 to 4628 code for a protein of 1537 amino acids. Gene Ontology annotation, cellular component: postsynaptic membrane; adherens junction; postsynaptic density. The record is from RefSeq and is a predicted model, not a curated record. Gene Ontology annotation, biological process: neurotransmitter receptor transport, endosome to postsynaptic membrane; neurotransmitter receptor transport postsynaptic membrane to endosome. The transcript is spliced from 25 exons. Lineage: Eukaryota; Metazoa; Chordata; Mammalia; Carnivora; Mustelidae.
UGCAGUGCCUGGAGAUGACCACCAAACGGAAAAUCAUCGGCCGACUGGUGCCGUGCCGAUGUUUCCGAGGUGAAGAAGAAAUCAUCUCAGUUUUAGACUACUCCCACUGCAGUCUUCAGCAGGUGCCAAAGGAGGUCUUUAACUUUGAGCGGACGUUAGAGGAGCUUUAUCUAGAUGCCAAUCAAAUUGAAGAGCUACCCAAGCAAUUGUUCAACUGUCAAGCUCUAAGAAAACUAAGUAUUCCUGAUAAUGAUCUUUCAAAUCUGCCAACCACUAUUGCUAGUUUAGUUAAUCUUAAAGAACUCGACAUCAGUAAAAAUGGUGUACAAGAAUUUCCAGAAAACAUUAAGUGUUGUAAGUGUUUAACAAUUAUUGAAGCCAGUGUCAAUCCCAUUUCUAAACUCCCCGAUGGCUUCACGCAGCUUCUAAAUCUGACCCAGCUCUACCUGAAUGACGCCUUUCUUGAAUUUCUUCCAGCUAAUUUUGGAAGACUUGUCAAAUUGCGCAUCUUGGAGUUAAGAGAAAAUCAUUUGAAAACUCUACCAAAGUCAAUGCACAAACUGGCCCAGUUGGAAAGACUUGACCUAGGCAAUAAUGAAUUCAGUGAGCUGCCUGAAGUUCUGGAUCAAAUACAAAAUUUAAGAGAGUUGUGGAUGGAUAAUAAUGCAUUACAAGUGCUACCUGGGUCUAUAGGGAAGUUAAAGAUGUUGGUAUACCUGGAUAUGUCAAAAAACAGAAUAGAAACGGUUGACAUGGACAUUUCUGGAUGUGAAGCCCUUGAGGACCUUUUACUGUCAUCCAAUAUGUUGCAACAAUUGCCUGACUCUAUAGGACUGUUGAAAAAAUUAACAACUCUAAAAGUAGAUGACAAUCAACUUACGAUACUACCCAACACAAUCGGAAAUUUAUCUUUGUUGGAAGAAUUUGACUGUAGCUGUAAUGAACUGGAGUCUUUACCUUCUACUAUUGGCUACCUUCAUAGUCUUCGAACGUUAGCAGUCGAUGAGAAUUUCCUUCCAGAAUUACCCCGAGAAAUUGGAAGCUGUAAGAAUGUAACAGUUAUGUCUCUACGUUCCAAUAAACUGGAAUUUCUUCCUGAAGAGAUUGGACAGAUGCAGAAGCUAAGAGUCUUAAAUUUGAGUGACAACAGAUUGAAGAAUUUACCAUUCUCAUUUACCAAACUGAAAGAGCUUGCAGCUUUGUGGCUUUCUGACAAUCAGUCCAAAGCCCUUAUCCCUUUACAAACUGAAGCCCAUCCAGAAACAAAGCAAAGAGUAUUGACUAACUACAUGUUUCCCCAGCAACCUCGUGGUGAUGAAGAUUUCCAGUCAGACAGUGACAGCUUUAACCCUACACUGUGGGAAGAGCAGAGACAACAACGCAUGACUGUUGCCUUUGAAUUUGAAGAAAAAAAGGAAGAUGACGAAAAUGCUGGGAAAGUUAAGGAUCACCCCUGCCAAGCCCCCUGGGAAAGGGGCCAGCGUGGGAUUACUCUCCAACCUGCCAGACUGUCUGGCGAUUGCUGCACACCAUGGGCCAGGUGUGAUCAGCAGAUCCAAGAUAUGCCCGUCCCCCAGAAUGACCCACAGCUGGCAUGGGGUUGUAUAAGUGGCCUCCAGCAGGAAAGGAGCAUGUGUACUCCAUUGCCAGUUGCAGCACAAUCCACCACUCUUCCCUCUCUAAGUGGCAGACAGGUUGAAAUAAACCUAAAACGAUAUCCAACUCCUUACCCAGAGGAUUUAAAGAAUAUGGUAAAAUCUGUACAAAAUCUGGUGGGUAAGCCAAGCCAUGGAGUGCGUGUUGAGAAUUCAAAUCCAACUGCUAACACGGAGCAAACUGUGAAAGAAAAAUAUGAACACAAGUGGCCUGUAGCCCCAAAGGAGAUAACAGUGGAGGAUUCUUUUGUUCAUCCAGCUAAUGAAAUGAGGAUUGGGGAACUUCACCCUUCAUUAGCUGAGACCCCUCUGUACCCACCCAAACUUGUUCUGCUAGGGAAGGACAAAAAAGAAUCAACUGAUGAGUCUGAAGUUGACAAAACUCACUGUCUGAAUAACAGUGUUUCCUCAGGCACUUACUCAGACUACUCGCCUUCCCAGGCUUCCUCAGGAUCCUCUAACACGCGGGUUAAAGUGGGGUCCUUGCAGACAACAGCUAAAGAUGCAGUACAUAAUUCUUUAUGGGGUAACAGGAUUGCACAAUCUUUCCCACAGCCUCUUGAUUCAAAGCCAUUGCUCACCCAGCGGGAGGCUGUUCCCCCAGGGAAUCUACCACAGCGUCCUGACCGGCUGCCAAUGGGCGACGCCUUCACUGACAACUGGACUGACGGUUCACAUUAUGAUAACACAGGGUUUGUUGCAGAGGAGACCACAGGCGAGAAUGCCAACAACAAUCCUCUCUUAAGUUCGAAAUCUAGAAGCACAUCUUCUCACGGACGCAGGCCUUUGAUUAGGCAGGAUAGGAUUGUUGGUGUUCCCCUGGAACUUGAGCAGUCUACACACAGACACACGCCAGAAACAGAAGUGCCUCCUUCCAAUCCUUGGCAGAAUUGGACCAGAACCCCUAGUCCUUUUGAAGACAGGACCGCUUUCCCUUCCAAAUUAGAGACAACCCCCACCACCAGCCCAUUGCCUGAAAGGAAAGAGCAUAUAAAAGAAUCUGCUGAAAUACCUAGUCCUUUUUCUCCAGGAGUACCAUGGGAGUAUCACGAUUCCAAUCCCAACAGGAGUCUUAGCAAUGUCUUUUCUCAGAUCCACUGCCGCCCAGAAUCAUCUAAAGGUGUUAUUUCCAUUAGUAAAAGCACAGAGAGGCUUUCCCCACUCAUGAAAGAUAUCAAGUCCAAUAAGUUCAAAAAGUCACAGAGUAUCGAUGAGAUUGACAUUGGUACAUACAAGGUGUAUAAUAUACCAUUAGAAAACUAUGCUACUGGGAGUGAUCACUUAGGAAGUCAUGAACGGCCAGAUAAAAUGUUGGGACCGGAGCAUGGUAUGUCCAGUAUGUCUCGAAGCCAGUCAGUGCCGAUGCUGGAUGACGAGAUGCUCACUUAUGGAAGUAGUAAAGGGCCACAGCAACAAAAAGCUUCCAUGACCAAAAAAGUCUAUCAGUUUGACCAAAGCUUCAAUCCCCAAGGAGCAGUGGAAGUUAAAGCCGAGAAGAGGAUACCGCCCCCCUUUCAACACAAUUCCGAGUACGUGCAACAGCCCGGCAAAAACAUCGCCAAGGAUUUGGUUAGUCCUAGAGCUUACAGAGGAUACCCACCCAUGGAGCAAAUGUUUUCAUUUUCUCAGCCAUCUGUGAAUGAGGAUGCUGUGGUGAAUGCCCAGUUUGCAAGCCAAGGUGCCAGGGCAGGCUUCCUGAGAAGAGCCGACUCCCUGGCGAGCUCCACAGAAAUGGCCAUGUUUAGAAGGGUCAGUGAACCUCAUGAGCUGCCUCCGAGCGAUAGGUACGGCAGACCUCCAUAUAGGGGCGGUCUGGAUCGCCAAAGCAGCGUUUCAGUGACUGAGUCCCAGUUCCUGAAAAGGAAUGGCAGGUAUGAAGAUGAACACCCUUCAUAUCAAGAAGUGAAAGCUCAGGCGGGAAGUUUUCCAGUUAAAAACCUUACCCAGAGGAGGCCAUUGUCUGCAAGAAGCUACAGUACAGAGAGUUACGGUGCCUCCCAAACCAGGCCAGUUUCAGCUAGGCCUACUAUGGCAGCUCUUUUGGAAAAAAUACCAUCUGACUAUAACUUGGGUAACUAUGGUGACAAGCCAUCAGAUAACAGUGAUAUAAAGACGAGGCCCACUCCUGUGAAGGGAGAGGAGAGCUGUGGUAAAAUGCCUGCAGACUGGAGACAACAGCUGCUUAGACAUAUAGAAGCUAGAAGGUUAGACAGGAAUGCUGCUUACAAACACAACACAGUUAACCUUGGCAUGCUGCCCUAUGGAGGUAUUUCAGCAAUGCAUGCAGGCAGAAGCAUGACUUUAAACUUGCAGACUAAGUCUAAAUUUGAUCUACAAGAACUACCUCUUCAGAAAACCCCGUCCCAGCAAAGCAACAUUUUAGACAAUGGACAAGAAGAUGUAUCUCCUAGUGGCCAAUGGAAUCCUUAUCCUCUUGGGAGGCGGGAUGUACCUCCGGACACCAUUACUAAAAAGGCAGGCAGCCACAUCCAGACUUUGAUGGGGUCCCAAAGCCUUCAGCACCGUAGCCGGGAGCAGCAGCCAUAUGAGGGAAAUAUAAACAAAGUGACCAUCCAGCAAUUUCAGUCACCAUUGCCUAUUCAGAUCCCCUCUUCACAGGCCACCCGGGGACCUCAGCCUGGACGGUGCUUAAUUCAAACUAAAGGGCAAAGGAGUAUGGAUGGCUAUCCAGAGCAGUUUUGUGUGAGAAUAGAAAAAAAUCCUGGCCUUGGAUUUAGUAUCAGUGGUGGAAUUAGUGGACAAGGAAAUCCAUUUAAACCUUCUGACAAGGGUAUCUUUGUUACUAGGGUUCAGCCUGAUGGACCAGCAUCCAACCUGCUGCAGCCUGGUGAUAAGAUCCUUCAGGCAAAUGGACAUAGUUUUGUACAUAUGGAACAUGAAAAAGCUGUAUUACUACUGAAGAGUUUCCAGAACACAGUAGACCUAGUUAUUCAACGUGAGCUUACUGUCUAAAUAUUUUUUAUAAAUAGUGAAGAUACGUCUAGCCAGACCUAAUGUUCAAAAAUAAAUUUAUACAUAGAAACAAAUUUUGCCAUUUGCUGGACCAAUGGCAAACAUUAGUGCCAAAUGUAUAAUAAUAUAUGUUAGCACUGAUCAUCCUUAAAAAUGUUAACUAUAUAAAUAUGAUGUUCAUGUGGUUAUGUAUUAGUUUUACUUGUCAGCCUCUGGCUGUGCAUUGGUGCAGUUUUGUUUUUGUUUUUGUUUUUGUUUUUUAAUCAAAUAAGUUUCUUCUCGAAGUGGAUUUCAUAUAAUUUCGGAGCACGGAAGCACAUACAAGCUCUUUACGAAUUCUGCUCUCCAUCAGAAACACUGCCUCAAAGUUGUAUAUGCCUUUAUAUAGAAAAUACAAAUAUAAAGAAUUGUAAUUCCCAUAAAAUAUUUCUAGCACAGGUAUAUGUUGGCAUAUAUACAAAAAGAAUAUAGAGAAAAACAAUAUUUUCAUAAACUAAACAUCUCGGAUUGAGAAAGAAACUAUAUCUUAAAAUAAGACUUUACUAUACUGAAUCUUUUUCAAUAAAAAUUACAUGAUAAUGCCUUAUGAAAGUAACUGU